AAAUUUGUGGAUUAUAAGGAGCGCGUGUGGGUGAGAAUAGAAGCGGGAGUGAAUUUGAUAGUUUUAUUAGUGGCGUUGUUGUUUCCUACUGUUAAUACUGCAUAAAUGGCUUGGUACAAUCCCACGGUGACACUCUCAAAACCACCAUUGCUAAUUCGAUCGAAGAGCCUCAUCUCCAACUCCUGCCAUUUCACUGCUAAGAAGGUAAUUCAAUGUACAAGAAAUUACCCAUUGAUGGCAAGGAAGAAGCAAAAUUUUCUGGGGAAAGUAGCAUUACUUCCUAAGGGCAUGCUCAGACUGAAGGUUUCGGCAUCUUCAGGAGAAGAAGUUGAGUCAGGGUAUCUAGAGGAAUUCAGUUGGUCUUCUGUUAUUUUGCCUUUUAUCUUCCCAGCCCUAGGCGGUUUAUUAUUUGGCUACGAUAUUGGUGCGACCUCAGGUGCUACCAUCUCAUUGAAGUCACCUGCACUUAGUGGAACGACUUGGUACAACCUCUCAGCUGUUCAGCUUGGUCUUGUGGUCAGCGGUUCACUUUAUGGGGCUCUUAUUGGCUCUAUUCUCGCCUACCCAUUUGCUGAUUUCCUAGGAAGGAGGAGGGAACUGAUCAUAGCUGCCAUUUUAUAUUUGUCUGGCGGUUCACUAACUGCCUAUGCUCCAGGAUUAGGGGCACUCUUGUUGGGCCGGCUUGUUUAUGGACUAGGAAUUGGUUUGGCAAUGCAUGGAGCACCUCUAUAUAUAGCAGAGACUUGCCCAUCACAAAUCAGAGGGACAUUAAUCUCUUUGAAGGAGUUGGCAAUAGUACUGGGUAUUUUGCUGGGUUAUUUUGUAGGAAGCUAUGAAAUUGAUGUCAUUGGAGGGUGGCGUUACAUGUUUGGAUUAAGUUCCCCAAUUGCUUUAUUGAUGGGGAUUGGAAUGUGGACUCUCCCACCCUCUCCCAGAUGGUUACUUCUGAGGGCAAUUCAAGGUAAAGGACCAUUGCAGGAAUACAAAGAGAAGGCUAUUGGAGCAUUGAGCAAACUGAGAGGCCGCCCGGCUGGUGAUAAAGUAUCUGAAAAACAAAUAGAAGAUACUAUUAUCUCAUUGAAAACUGCCUACACAGAUGAAGAAGCUGAAGGAAAUUUUCUCGAGGUAUUGCAAGGACCAAGUUUGAAAGCAUUUAAAAUUGGAGGAGGUUUGGUCCUUUUUCAACAGAUAACUGGACAGCCAAGCGUUCUGUAUUAUGCUGGUUCAAUUCUGCAGAGUGCUGGUUUUUCUGCGGCUGCGGAUGCUGCUCGAGUUUCAGUCGUUAUUGGUAUAUUUAAGUCACUGAUGACAGCAGUCGCUGUCCUAAAAGCUGAUGAUCUUGGGAGAAGGCCAUUGUUGAUAGGAGGAGUCAGUGGGAUUGCCCUAUCACUGUUUCUUCUUUCAGCUUAUUAUAAAUUUCUCGGCAGUUACCCUUUGGUUGCUGCUUCUGCUCUGCUUCUGUACGUGGGAUGCUACCAGAUAUCUUUUGGGCCUAUUAGCUGGCUUAUGGUAUCAGAGAUUUUCCCACUCCGCACCAGAGGGAAGGGGAUAAGUCUAGCUGUUCUCACCAAUUUUGGUUCUAAUGCGAUAGUGACCUUUGCCUUUUCACCUCUCAAGGAGUUGCUUGGGGCAGAAAAUCUUUUCCUUCUAUUUGGAGUGAUUGCUUUGUUGUCACUUCUGUUUGUGGUCACCUCUGUUCCAGAGACUAAAGGCUUGACCUUGGAAGAAAUUGAGUCCAAAAUCUUGAAGUGAAGACAUAGUUUUGUGUCCUUGAGAUCACAAAUAGAAUAAUUAUCUCUUCUUUAAUGUAUCAAUUCUAUCAGAAUACAAUGCUUUAUAGUUGUUCUGGAAAGAUAAACUGGGAUGGCUGUAGUAUGAGCUUCACUGGCUGGAAGAAGAUAAAAGCAUUCUUAGUUUUUGUUUGAGAAACAAAACAACAUUUUUAGUGUCUUUUAACUUUGAUGGUCUUGACUCUCUACAAUGGUUUAUUCCUA
Messenger RNA from Solanum dulcamara, 1994 nucleotides. Its product is annotated as D-xylose-proton symporter-like 3, chloroplastic. Gene Ontology annotation, biological process: transmembrane transport. Gene Ontology annotation, molecular function: transmembrane transporter activity. The record is from RefSeq and is a predicted model, not a curated record. Gene Ontology annotation, cellular component: membrane. Lineage: Eukaryota; Viridiplantae; Streptophyta; Magnoliopsida; Solanales; Solanaceae. Bases 106 to 1752 code for a protein of 548 amino acids. The transcript is spliced from 14 exons.